UAUAGACUUACAGACAAACCAGUUUCACACACGUCACUCAAACACAGAAUAAGGAAAGUAUUUAAACUCAUCAGUUCAGGGAAAGAGAAACUGAAGUGUAGUUGAGCUGUUGUAUGUUUGUGUCUCUGUGUUCCUGCAGUAAAAUGGCAGAAGCCAGAAUUUCAGUGGAUCAGAAAGAGUUUAUGUGUGCAGUGUGUCUGGAUCUCCUGAAGGAUCCAGUGGCCAUUCCCUGUGGACACAGUUACUGUAAGAGCUGUAUUACAGACUGCUGGGAUCAGGAGGAUCAGAAGAGAGUCUACAGCUGCCCUCAGUGCAGACAGACCUUCAGUUCAAGACCUGCUUUAGCUAGAAACACCAUCUUGGCUGAAAUGGUGGAGAAACUGAAGAAGACCAGACUCUCUGCUGACUGUGACGCUGGAGAUGUGCAGUGUGACGUCUGUACUGGAAGAAAAUACAAAGCCGUCAAGUCCUGUCUGGUGUGUCUGGAGUCUUACUGUCAAACUCAUUUUGAGCGUCACGAGGAGUAUCAUUCACGUAAACCACACAAAGUGACUGAAGCCACUGGACGACUGCAGGACAUGAUCUGCCAGAAACAUGAGAAGAUCCUCGAGGUUUUCUGUCGCACUGAUCAGAAGUGUAUAUGUCUGCUGUGUACGAUUAUUGAACAUAAAAACCAUGACAUUGUACCAGCUGAAGACCAGAGGACAGAGAAACAGAAGCAGCUGAAGGAGACGCAGAAGACGCUCCAGCAGAGAAUCCAGCAGAGAGAGAAAGAUCUCCAGCAGCUGAGAGAGAUUGUGGAGUUUCAUAAGGUGAGUCUGGAGAAG
Molecule: messenger RNA, 827 nt
Organism: Cyprinus carpio (common carp)
Lineage: Eukaryota; Metazoa; Chordata; Actinopteri; Cypriniformes; Cyprinidae
Product: E3 ubiquitin/ISG15 ligase TRIM25-like
Exons: 2
Molecular function (GO): zinc ion binding
Source: RefSeq, a predicted model, not a curated record